Pseudonaja textilis is the source of this 2300-nucleotide messenger RNA. Lineage: Eukaryota; Metazoa; Chordata; Lepidosauria; Squamata; Elapidae. The record is from RefSeq and is a predicted model, not a curated record.
ACAGGGGCGGGGGCGUUGAACUUUCACCAGCUGGCUUUAUUAGGCGGGUGCAGCUGGGGUGUCAACCAUAGUGAUUGGAACGUUGCACUUUUGGCUUUUCGCAAUAUCUUUGAAAGAAGCGCUUCCCCAGCCGACAGCGUCCCAUCUCUCGAGUCGGGGUCUCCGGUUCUCCCAAAAUGGCCGACAAUCGAGAUUGGGCUAAGGAGCAGUUGAAGCGCUGGCAACAGCAGCGGGGCUCGCAGGAAGCUGAUUGCUUAACCACAGGAGCUGGAAUCCCAGUGGCAGACAAGCUGAAUGUCCUGACUGUUGGUCCAAGAGGUCCACUCUUGGUUCAGGAUGUGGUUUUCACUGAUGAGAUGGCACAUUUCGAUCGAGAAAGGAUUCCUGAGAGAGUUGUCCAUGCCAAAGGAGCUGGAGCAUCUGGCUAUUUCGAAGUGACACAUGAUAUCACCACAUUCUGCAAGGCAAAGGUAUUUGAGUACAUAGGCAAAAGAACUCCAAUGACUAUUCGAUUUUCAACUGUUGCUGGAGAAUCAGGCUCAGCAGACACAGUGCGUGAUCCCCGAGGCUUUGCAAUGAAAUUCUACACUGAAGAUGGAAACUGGGAUCUUGUAGGGAACAACACUCCCAUCUUCUUCGUUAGAGAUCCUAUGCUGUUUCCAUCUUUUAUCCAUACUCAAAAGAGGAACCCACAGACACACCUGAAAGACCCAAACAUGGCGUGGGACUUCUGGAGUCUUUGCCCUGAAUCUUUGCACCAGGUAUCAUUCCUGUUCAGCGAUCGUGGCAUUCCAGAUGGGCACCGUCACAUGAAUGGCUAUGGGUCACAUACAUUUAAGCUAGUCAAUGCUUACGGCAAUGCAGUAUAUUGCAAAUUUCAUGUAAAGACUGAUCAAGGAAUUAAAAACCUUUCUGUCAAAGACGCAGAAAGACUGGCUUCUGAAGAUCCGGAUUAUGGCCUGCGUGAUCUUUACAAUGCAAUUGCUAAUGGAAACUUCCCCUCUUGGACUUUCUAUAUUCAAGUUAUGACAUUUGAACAAGCUGAGACAUUUCCAUUUAAUCCUUUUGAUGUUACAAAGGUUUGGCCUCACAAAGAUUAUCCUCUCAUUCCUGUGGGAAGAAUUGUCUUAAACCAAAAUCCCAACAAUUAUUUUGCUGAAGUGGAACAAUUGGCCUUUGACCCAAGUAACAUGCCUCCAGGAAUUGAACCUAGCCCUGAUAAAAUGUUACAGGGUCGUCUUUUCUCAUAUCGAGAUACUCACGGACAUCGUCUGGGACCCAACUACCUUCAAAUUCCUGUAAAUUGUCCAUAUCGAACUAGGGUGGCCAAUUACCAGAGAGAUGGACUUAUGUGCAUUUCUGAUAACCAGGGUGGUGCCCCAAACUAUUAUCCAAAUAGUUUUACUGGCCCCGAGGAACAACCUGCUUUGAAGGAGAGCUGUGUAUUUAUCUCAGGCGAUGUACAACGUUUUAAUAGUUCAGUUGAGGAUAACGCCUCUCAAGUACGGGACUUCUUUGUCAAAGUAUUGAGUGAGGAAGAGCGCAUGAGGCUUUGUGAGAACAUUGCCAACCAUCUUAAGAACACUCAGCUUUUCAUCCAGAAGAGAGCUGUGAAAAACUUUACUGAUGUUCAUCCCGAUUAUGGUGCAGGGAUUCAAACCUAUCUGGAUAAACACAAUGCUGAAGGAAAAAGAAAGGACUAAGUUCAUACGUAAUACACAAACUUCAUUCGCUGGAAAGGAGAAGCCUUAUCUGUAAACAACAUGAUUUGUGAUUAGCAGUCACAUUAGAAACGUUUAUCUGAAAUCCCUCAAUCUGGAAAAUGAGCCAUGAAAAGCUUUACAUGUAAUGGAAUUGCCAGCUGUGCUAUUAACUCUGUUAUUCUGUUAACUGCAGUACACAACCAAGUGUUAUUCUCACUUUAAAAACAACUUGAAUUCACCAUAUAGAUUGUUACCCUGGCAAUACUUUUGAAAUACAUUAGAAUAAUUUUUGGUUUAUUUUUGUGUAUUAACAUGUUUUAUGAUUGUAAGCUUGCAUUUAUUUAGCAAAAUAAAUUUAUUCAGCAAAAGAGCAUACACUACUAUGAUUGAUAUCUUUUAUUGGUAGUGCUGGCUUUCGUAUAGCAGUAUAACAAUCUUUUUCAAAUCUCCAUGUAGUAAAUUAAAAACUAUUGUAACAUAUUUGAAGGAGAAUUAUGUUUAAAUGUGAAACUUACUUGUGCUAUAAAAGCUUUAUAUAUAAUGGUAUUCUUAUCUAUUAGCAGCAAUACAAAAGCAUUCCAAUUUGAACAUCUUUUU